GCCUUCUUCUUCACCCUCUGACCCUCUCUCCCUCUGGCUCUGCCUCCGAUUUGUCUUCUCCCCCCCGGACACCCGGGGGCGAUCCAACUGAGCCGCCGCGCGCAGCUUCCCGAAGCCUCGUCCUCGAUCGACCUGCUACGCGCCGCGCGAUCCAACAACGCCCCGUGCGCGCGCGUCGUCGUACGUGGUGAUCCGCGGCCGGCCGAGAUCGGCUGCGAGCCUGGAGGCAGCCACUUCGCGGCUACACGACGAGCGCUCCCGUCUAAAACUAACCCCAGCCCCGGAUCCUCUCUCUCUCUCUCUCUCUCUCUCUCUCUCUCUCUCUCUCUCUCUCUCUCUCUCUCUCUCUCUCUCUCUCUCUCUCUCUCUCUCUCUCUCUCUCUCUCUUUUCCAUCGAUCGAACCAUAUCCAUUUCCGCCUAUAAAUUUAGCCUCUUGCCAGCGUUUAAACCUCCCCCCUGCUUUCCCUCCAAAAGCUCAGUGAGCGCUCGUGCAGCGGCAGAAGCUUCGAGCCACCAUGUGUGAGGGGCUCUUCAGCCAGCUGCUGCCGCCGUGCCCGUGCAAUGCCAAGGACGGCGGCGCCGGGGAUGGCCGUCGGGUUGGUGCGGUCGCCGCCUCUCCGGACGUCGCAGUCGGUGUCGCGGACGACGCGGCGGCAACGUGGAAGGACCCGCAGCCGGUGUUGGCCGACAGGCCGCCGUGGUUGACCAGGGGCGGCGCGGCGAGCGAGGCCGCGUCGAUCCUGCGGCUGUCAUUGCCGAUGAUCAUGACGGGCCUCAUCCUCUACGUCCGGCCGAUGAUAUCGAUGCUCUUCCUCGGCCGGCUCGGCGAGCUCGCCCUCGCCGGAGGGUCCCUCGCCAUCGGCUUCGCCAACAUCACGGGCUACUCGGUCCUCUCCGGCCUCGCCACGGGGAUGGAGCCGGUGUGCGGGCAGGCCGUCGGCGCCCGGAAUCUCCCCCUCGUCGGCGCCACCAUGCAGCGGAUGGUGCUCCUCCUCCUCGCCGUGUCCGUGCCCGUCGCCUUCCUCUGGGCGCACAUGGAGCCGCUGCUCCUGCUCUGCGGCCAGGACGCCGCCAUCGCCGCCGCCGCGCAGCGCUACAUUCUGCUCUGCCUCCCGGACCUCCUCUUCCAGUCCUUCCUCCACCCUCUCCGCAUCUACCUCCGGACCCAGUCCAUCAACCUCCCGCUCACCGCCUGCGCUGUGCUCGCCGUCGCCAUGCACCUCCCCGUCAACUACGCCCUCGUCUCGGUCCUCGGCUUCGGCGUCGAAGGCGUCGCCCUCGCCUCCGCCCUGGCCAACCUCAACCUCGUGCUCCUCCUCCUCGCCUACGUCUACAUCUCCGGCGUGCACCGCGCCACCGGCGGUUUCACUGCUCUCUCCGAGAAGCUGUUCAAGGACGUUACCGGGUGGGUGCGGCUGGCCCGGCUCGCCGCCGAGAGCUGCGCCAGCGUCUGCCUCGAAUGGUGGUGGUACGAGAUCAUGAUCCUCCUCUGCGGCCUCCUGGCGAACCCGAAGGCCACCGUGGCGUCCAUGGGCGUGCUCAUCCAGACCACGUCCCUGCUCUACAUCUUCCCGUCCUCGCUCAGCUUCGGCGUGUCGACGCGCGUGAGCAACGCGCUCGGCGCGAACCGGCCGGGCGCCGCGCGCGCCGCGGCCCGCGCGGGGCUCGCGCUGAGCGCGCUCCAGGGCCUGGCCUCCUUCCUGUUCGCCGUGUCCGUGCGCGGCGUGUGGGCGCGCAUGUUCACGUCGGACGCGGCCAUCCUGGCGCUCACGGCAUCGGUGCUGCCCAUCCUCGGGCUGUGCGAGCUCGGCAACUGCCCGCAGACCGCCGGGUGCGGGGUGCUCCGCGGGAGCGCGCGGCCCAGGGACGGCGCGCGCAUCAACCUCGGCGCGUUCUACGGCGUGGGCACGCCCGUGGCCGUGGCGCUGGCGUUCUGGGCGGGUCAGGGCUUCCGGGGCCUCUGGCUCGGCCUCCUCGCGGCGCAGGCCGCCUGCGUCGCCGUGAUGCUGGUGGUCAUCUCCCGCACGGACUGGCCCAGGCAGGCCGAGCUCGCGCAGGUGCUCGCCGGAGUCGCCGCGCCCCUCGACGGCGACGGCGACGGCGACGGCGGGCGCGCCGAUGUGAACGGAGACGACGACGGUGGGAAAAACAUGGCGCCGCGUGUCAAUGUUGCGGCGCCCCAUGGCGACGAGGACUCGAGCAGCCUGCUCAUCACUGUGCAGGGCUGACCGGCCUGGAUCGACAGCGACGGCCGUCUACGUAUGAAUUGAAUCACGGGAAGGUAAACUCUAGCUGGUAGCUAGCUCUGGUAUAUAGUAGGUGCGAACUGUGAAGUGAAACAAGAUUUUUGCAGCCCGAACAUUUUUUGGUGGUGCGUUCGUACGUGAGGGUUGGUAGUGUCUGCUUGAGGAAAAGCACGUGUACGGUGUACGGUGUACGGUGCACCACGUUAUUGCGGAAAAACACCUGAGACUUUGAGGUGAAAAAAAGCUGGGUGUUUUCUGCAAUUACGUGGCUAUAUACCAGUAGGUCUUCAAGUGACCACUGGUCGUAUAUCUGGGUGGCCUGGAUGCAGCGCAGACAUAUAUAUUUUUGUACCUUUUUUAAUUGGGUGUUGUUGCCGUUGUAUGAUGGAUACUUACAUGUACACAGUAUAUAUACACUAUACAGAGAGGAUGCAACCAAUUUUUUGCUUCA
Messenger RNA from Panicum virgatum (switchgrass), 2698 nucleotides. RefSeq names its product protein DETOXIFICATION 49-like. The record is from RefSeq and is a predicted model, not a curated record. Bases 517 to 2229 code for a protein of 570 amino acids. Gene Ontology annotation, molecular function: antiporter activity; xenobiotic transmembrane transporter activity. Lineage: Eukaryota; Viridiplantae; Streptophyta; Magnoliopsida; Poales; Poaceae. The transcript has a single exon. Gene Ontology annotation, cellular component: membrane. Gene Ontology annotation, biological process: xenobiotic detoxification by transmembrane export across the plasma membrane.